This is a messenger RNA of Periophthalmus magnuspinnatus, 3340 nucleotides long. Its product is annotated as potassium-transporting ATPase alpha chain 1. Gene Ontology annotation, biological process: intracellular sodium ion homeostasis; sodium ion export across plasma membrane; potassium ion import across plasma membrane. The transcript is spliced from 24 exons. The coding region runs from base 112 to 3180 and encodes 1022 amino acids. Gene Ontology annotation, cellular component: membrane. The record is from RefSeq and is a predicted model, not a curated record. NCBI's taxonomy places the organism in Eukaryota, Metazoa, Chordata, Actinopteri, Gobiiformes, Gobiidae. Gene Ontology annotation, molecular function: ATP binding; P-type sodium:potassium-exchanging transporter activity; ATP hydrolysis activity.
AUUGUGUUCGAAUGAGAGAGAGACCAGACUCCAGCCAAGAUUUCGGGGCAGAAAAAGGAACGAGUCGUCUGGACCUCCAUAGAUUUAGGAGAGCCUGUUAAACCAGCAACCAUGUCGAAAAAGGAUACUUAUGACAUGUUUGAGAUGGAUGGGGACAUGGAUAAGAAAAAGAGGAAGAAAUUGAAGAAAAAGGAGAAACUGGAGGGCAUGAAGAAAGAAAUGGACAUUGAUGACCAUGAAAUUACAAUUGAAGAGUUUGAAAUGAGGUACAACACAAGCGUUACUAAGGGCAUGACCAGUACCUUUGCGGCUCAGAUUUUGGAGCGGGAUGGUCCCAACGAGCUGAAGCCCCCCAAAGGCACCCCAGAGUACGUGAAGUUUGCCCGGCAGCUGGCGGGGGGUCUGCAGUGUCUGAUGUGGGUGGCAGCUGUCAUCUGCUUCAUUGCGUUUGGGAUUGAACUCGGAAGAGGAAACAUGACCAGCUUUGACGAUCUGUAUUUGGCCAUCACCCUUAUUGCUGUUGUCGUGGUAACUGGCUGCUUUGGCUAUUACCAAGAGUUCAAGAGCACGAACAUCAUCGCCAGCUUCAAAAAUCUAGUCCCACAGCAAGCUGUAGUUAUCCGUGAUGGCCAGAAGAACCAGAUCAAUGCAAACGAGUUGGUGGUUGGAGACCUGGUGGAGAUAAAAGGAGGAGACAGAGUUCCAGCUGAUAUUAGAAUCGUCUUUGCUCAAGGCUGCAAGGUGGACAACUCAUCUUUGACUGGAGAAUCAGAACCACAAACCAGGAGUCCAGAAUGCACUCACGAAAACCCUCUGGAAACCCGAAACAUCGCCUUCUUCUCUACAACCUGCCUAGAAGGUGUAGCCACUGGUGUAAUCAUUAACACCGGAGAUCGCACUAUCAUCGGUCGGAUCGCCAGUCUGGCCAGUGGAGUGGGAAACGAGAAAACUCCCAUCGCUAUAGAAAUUGAGCACUUUGUGGACAUCAUCGCUGGACUCGCGAUCUUUUUCGGCUUUACUUUCUUUGUUGUGGCCAUGUUCAUUGGAUAUGCUUUCCUCGAGGCUAUGAUCUUUUUUAUGGCUAUUGUGGUGGCGUAUGUGCCAGAGGGACUGCUGGCUACUGUCACUGUGUGCUUGUCACUGACGGCUAAACGUUUGGCCCGGAAGAACUGUGUCGUCAAAAACCUGGAAGCUGUGGAGACACUUGGCUCCACGUCUGUGAUCUGCUCUGAUAAGACUGGCACCUUGACCCAGAACAGGAUGACUGUGGCUCACCUGUGGUUUGACAAUCAGAUCCACGCUGCCGACACCACCGAGGACCAGUCAGGUCAAUCCUUCGAUCAGUCGUCAGAGACCUGGCGUUUUUUGGGUCGAAUAGCGUCCCUGUGCAAUAGAGCCACAUUCAGACCGGAUCAGGAGGGGGUCCCCAUACCAAAGAGGAUUGUGGUUGGAGAUGCUUCUGAAACUGCUUUACUUAAAUUCACUGAGCUCACCAUUGGGAACAUCGCGGAGUACAGAAAUCGCUUUAAGAAAGUUGUAGAGGUGCCGUUUAACUCCACCAAUAAGUUUCAGUUGUCCAUACAUGAGCUGGAGGACCCCUUAGACCUGCGUUACCUGUUGGUGAUGAAAGGGGCUCCGGAGCGAAUCCUGGAACGCUGCUCCACCAUUUUAAUCCGAGGCCAAGAGCUGCCCCUGGAUGAGCAGUGGAAGGAGUCCUUUCAGACUGCGUACAUGGACCUGGGAGGACUGGGAGAGAGAGUGCUGGGUUUCUGUCAUGUCUAUCUGAAUGAGAAAGAAUACCCCAGAGGCUACAACUUUGACCCGGAUGAUAUGAACUUCCCGACCUCUGAACUGUGUUUCGCGGGUCUCAUCUCCAUGAUCGACCCGCCCAGAGCCACAGUGCCCGACGCCGUCAUGAAGUGCAGAACGGCUGGGAUCAGGGUUGUCAUGGUAACUGGAGACCACCCAAUUACAGCACGUGCAAUCGCGGCCAACGUAGGGAUCAUCUCCGAAGGCAGUGAGACCGUGGAAGAUAUCGCUCAAAGGAAACGCAUACCAGUCGAACAAGUCAACAAGAGGGAGGCCCGGGCCUGUGUGAUCAGUGGGGGGCAGUUGAAAGACAUGAGCAGUGACGAGUUGGACGAGGCUCUAAGGAAUCAUCCGGAAAUGGUGUUUGCCAGAACGUCUCCUCAGCAGAAGCUCAUCAUCGUGGAAAGCUGCCAGCGCCUGGGCUCCAUUGUUGCUGUAACAGGUGAUGGUGUGAAUGACUCUCCGGCUCUGAAGAAAGCAGACAUUGGUGUUGCUAUGGGCAUUGCCGGCUCAGACGCUGCCAAGAAUGCAGCAGACAUGAUCCUUCUAGAUGACAACUUUGCUUCUAUCGUCACUGGGGUGGAACAGGGUCGUCUUAUCUUUGACAACCUGAAGAAGUCCAUUGCGUACACUCUGACCAAGAACAUCCCCGAGCUCACCCCGUAUCUCAUCUACAUCACUGUGAGCGUGCCACUUCCUCUGGGCUGCAUCACCAUCCUCUUCAUCGAGCUGGCCACUGAUAUUUUCCCCUCUGUGUCUCUGGCCUAUGAGAAAGCUGAGAGCGACAUCAUGCACUUAAAGCCUCGAAACCCUCGUCGUGACCGUCUGGUAAACGAAGCCCUGGCUGUCUACUCCUACUUUCAAAUAGGUGCGAUCCAGUCCUUCGCAGGUUUCACAGACUACUUCACAGCCAUGGCGCAGGAGGGCUGGUUCCCGCUCUUAUGUGUGGGGCUGCGCUCACAGUGGGAGAACGUGGAGCUGCAGGAUUUACAGGACAGCUACGGACAGGAAUGGACCUUCAGCCAGAGGUUGUACCAGGAAUACACCUGCUACACAGUGUUUUUUGUCAGUAUAGAAAUCUGCCAAAUUUCAGAUGUAUUGAUCAGGAAGACGCGUCGUAUCUCUGUGUUCCAGCAGGGAUUCUUCAGAAAUAAGGUUCUCGUAACAGCCAUCGUCUUCCAGCUCUGUUUGGGAAACCUUCUCUGCUACUGCCCUGGGAUGCCCAACAUUUUCAACUUUAUGCCAAUCAGGGUACAAUGGUGGUUUGUUCCUGUUCCAUAUGGCAUUUUAAUCUUUGUUUAUGAUGAGAUCAGAAAGUUAGGAGUGAGGAGAAAUCCAGGAAGUUGGUGGGAUCAGGAGUUAUACUACUGAAAAAGAAAACAUCAUGAUUACGAAUGCAGAGGAACACAGGCCAAAGAAGACUGUAUAGUUGUAAUUUAAUGAUAAUAAAUAAAUUCAGAUUUCAAAAGAGCUAUUUCAGGGCAAACAUCAUUAACAAAAAAGCAUACAUUGUCAUAUAAAGCUGAAGCCA